This is a messenger RNA of Mugil cephalus (flathead mullet), 2350 nucleotides long. Its product is annotated as basement membrane-specific heparan sulfate proteoglycan core protein-like. Gene Ontology annotation, molecular function: cell adhesion molecule binding. Gene Ontology annotation, biological process: cell-cell adhesion. The record is from RefSeq and is a predicted model, not a curated record. The transcript has 7 exons. Gene Ontology annotation, cellular component: cell-cell junction. Lineage: Eukaryota; Metazoa; Chordata; Actinopteri; Mugiliformes; Mugilidae. Bases 517 to 1683 code for a protein of 388 amino acids.
UCGAACUGCAUUUGCUGUAUUAACACUGACUUAUGACACGGCGAUGUUUCUGUAACACUGAAAGCUUCCUCUGUUCGUGUGCCCCUCAGCUGAGAAAUAAUUGAAUCACAUUUAAGUGUUGUAAGAAGCAGUGCCCUGAGUAUUGAGUAUAUUCACUGAUGGCAUCCAUGCUAUCUAUGGAAAAGGGAAAAACUCUAGAAAGGGACAUAUUUUCUUGAAAAAAAAAUUGAAAAGUUGUUUAGAUAGUUUUCAUCUCAUUGUGCUAUUAUAGAGACGGUAACAACGAAAACUGAACCAUUAAUGGGACUAUUAUGUGUUUAAUAUAGGAGGAAAUGCUGUUUUUUUAACUCCAUGUGCAUCGAGAGAAAUCUGUUUUUUGUACAUUUUCUCUUUUGCACUGUCAUCAAGCAGCACUUCUGUUCAAUUUGUGUGUUUGCUCGGGCUGUUUGCUUUGGGGUGGCGUUUGUGUACUCUGUGCUUUACCCAGACCUGUCUAAAGGUUCACAGAGUUGAUUCAUGAACGUGUGUGUGUGUGUGUGUGUGUGUGUGUGUGUGUGUGUGUGUGAGAUAUCAUCAGCUCUGCCUGUCUGUGCAGUGGCUGGCCAGGCUCCUGUCAUCUCAGUGGAGCCCCGAGUUGCUACUGUGCGCCAAGGAGAGUCUGUCAGUUUUAGGUGCCAAGUGGGGAGUGGUGCACAACUAGUCCAACUGGAGUGGAGGAGAGCCCAUAACCAAGCAUUUGCAGACAAUGUGAAGGUUGAUGGGUCUGUGCUGACAGUCGCUAAGGCCCGACCUGGAAACCAGGGACAGUACCGCUGUCUUGCAUCCAAUUCUGCCGGUCGCGGCUCUGCCAGCGCCGUGCUCAACGUCAAACAUGCUCCAAAAGUGCACCUGACUCCAGCCGGGCCCCUGCAGGUCAGGAUAGGUGACCCUGUGUCAGUGGAGUGUCGUGCCACAGGCAGGCCGCGCCCCACUCUGAUCUGGAAACGCCAGGGCUCCACACUGCACCUGGUUACUGAGGAAACAAGUGAUGUCAGCACCAUACAGUGGCCUGCAGUACGUCCCGAGGACUCAGGAGUUUAUAUUUGCCAGGCUGAGAACAUUGAGGGCAUAACAGAGAUCAAAAUUCAGAUCCACGUCGUGACAGGCCUUGGAGCACCAGUGGCUUCAGUGAGCGCCACAGAAAUGACAGUGGUGGAGGGACAUGCGGUCACAAUGGAGUGUCAGGCCACUGGUUCCCCCACUCCUGUCAUCACCUGGUCCAAGCUAAGAGCACCGCUGCCAUGGAAACACACGGUGGCUGGUGGAGUUUUGACACUCACCAGCGUGGGGCGCCAGGACUCAGGGCAAUACAUCUGCAAUGCCACCAACAUACAUGGCUUCAGUGAGGCGUACACGCAGAUGGAGGUGGAGGCCCCUCCAUAUGCCACCUGCCUGCCUGAUCAGGUGAGGCUCCAACCCGGAGAUGCCCUCCAGGUGCAGUGCCUCGCCCAUGGCUCUCAUCCCAUCCGGUACACAUGGAGCCGGGUGGGCAGGGCGAGCAUGCCUCCUGCAGCAGAGACCACAAGGGAUGGCACGCUGAGGAUAGCCCGCGUCAAACAGGGCGACAGUGGCACAUACAAAUGCGUGGCAACCAACCACAUAGGCUCCAGUGAGGCACUGGCCAAAGUUAUCAUAAAAGCUUAAAUCACUCACUGACAAAACAGCUAUACAGAGAUUACACCUUCUGCAAGUCACGAUUGUUAAAAUCGUGAGGGUCAAAUGUUUAAUCUGGAGACAAUCCUGUUGAAUGCAGUCAUAUGUUUUGAUGCUAUCAUGCUGCUGCUGUUUAAACCUGUAGUAUUACUGUACAUGUCAGGAUAAUUUUAUACUUUUAUAGAAAAUUGUAAUUCUCGCUAUUGUUAUUGCUGCGGCAUAUCAGCCUUUGGAAAGCUUUUACUGGAACUCCACGGGUAUCCAGCAGCAUGUGCGUGGGAGUUGUGUCUUCGGGUGGAAUGCCUCUGCGCCCUGUCUUCCUUCCUCCCUUCAUGCCGUCAUUACACACUGCUGCACGGUUGAAAUUAGAAGGGGGGCACAAAACAAGAAAGAAUCUGAUCUAAUACAAAAGCUUUUAAAAUGAAAUCAAAUGUCAAAGUAAUAAAGACUCGAAAUUGGUUUAAUGUGUGAAAAUAAUGCCAUCAGAAAGUGAAGUUAAACCAGAAUGACUAAAAUACAUUCAUUUUGAGCUUUGGUUCAUAAAAGUGUGUUUUACUAUGUGCGCAGGAGAGCUGCUUUUAGUAUGUUCGGGGUUUAUUUGUUGUCAGUCAAUAGGUACUUAAGCUACUUAAGGUUAUUUUAGUUCCUGAUGACAAAA